Molecule: messenger RNA, 2598 nt
Organism: Liolophura sinensis
Lineage: Eukaryota; Metazoa; Mollusca; Polyplacophora; Chitonida; Chitonidae
Product: tubby-related protein 3-like
Exons: 14
Coding region: 187-1674 (495 amino acids)
Biological process (GO): protein localization to cilium
Cellular component (GO): cilium
Source: RefSeq, a predicted model, not a curated record
AGCCUUAGCCAGUUGUUUAGGAUAUAUAUAUAUUUAUAUAUCUUGUUUUCUCUGGAGCAUAUUCACGAGAAAUGGUCUCCCGUGUGGUGUGGUUCAAACUUAAGAAGCUUUUAAUGCUGGAAAAUAGUUUUCAACUCACCGGUGUUGUACAAAAGAAGGUCUCAGCUUACCUGUGAAUGUACAGUAAUGGAGCCGAGCUACAGAGUGGACAAGUGGUCCAACAGCACAGGACUGUCAGACUCUCCAACUAAGGAUUGGACCAUGAGUGUCCCACCUGGCAGCGUCCCAGAUGACUACAAUGCGUUCAUGCAACAAAACAAGCUGGAGCAUCAGCGAAGGCUUAUUGAAGCCAAAAACAAGAAGAAACGACAGGCAUCUGGAAUGAUGCAGCCAAAUGUGGACCGUCCAAACUCUGGGAGAGACCGACGAAACCGUGAGGAAUCGCGGCCGCUAAUGACAUCAAACCCCAAACCAACAACGCCAACCAACUUUGCAUAUGAUGGUCCCGCCGGCAACUUAGAUCUCAGUGGCUCAGAUAACUCCACCACUAUGGUUCAGGUGGUGAAUGUGACGUCAGGAGAGUCAAAGGACUUCAGCGACAGUGAUAGUGACAUACCCACGAUAUCAGCAGGGAAGGAAAAUGGUAAAAAGAAGCCGAGAUCUCCCCAGGCUAAUGGUGACUCUGACACGUACAACAGACAGCACAAUGCACCCAGCAUGUUGAACCAGGAGUAUGACGAUGUGGACGAUGUGAGCGUGCCCAUCGCUCCACAGCCUCCCCCGUCCCCACUUCCCUCAGGCCAGGCAUCUUACCCCACCCGUGGUGACCAGCCCACAGACCAGGAGGUCAGAGAUGCCUUACCUGGAGCUGGGGCAAUGGGCCGCGCCUUCACACCCGAUGCCACAGAGAAUCUGGACGAAUUUGUGCUGCGUCCAGCCCCUCAGGGUUCCACCAUGAAGUGUCGCAUUACCCGUGACAAGAAGGGCAUUGACCGCAAUGUCUACCCCACCUAUUACCUUCAUGUUGAGAGAGACGAUGGCAGAAAGAUAUUCUUGUUAGCAGGGAGAAAGCGUAAGAAGAGCGCUACUUCAAAUUACCUUAUCUCUACAGACCCCACAGAUCUGUCCAGGGGAGGCGAAUCUUACAUCGGCAAACUAAGAUCAAAUUUACUUGGCACUCAGUUCACGUUGUUUGACCAAGGUGACAACCCCAAAAAACCUGUUGGAGAUGGAACAAAUGUACGAAGGGAGCUUGUCGGUAUAGCCUAUGAAACAAAUGUCCUGGGAUUCAAAGGUCCUCGUAAAAUGACAGUUAUCAUUCCGGGUAUGAACUUAGAUCAUGAACGAGUGGAAAUCCGACCACGCAAUGAUCAUGAUGGUCUUAUUGAGAGGUGGAAGAGGAAACAAAUGGAGAAUUUACUGGAGCUACAUAACAAAACACCGGUGUGGAAUGAUGACACCCAGUCCUAUGUACUUAACUUUCAUGGCAGAGUGACACAAGCUUCAGUCAAGAAUUUCCAGAUAGUACAUGAUAAUGAUGUGGAUUACAUUGUGAUGCAGUUCGGCCGUGUAUCGGAGGAUGUAUUUACCAUGGAUUUCAAUUAUCCUAUGUGCGCUUUACAAGCAUUCGGAAUAGCACUUAGCAGUUUUGACAGUAAACUGGCUUGUGAAUAAACUCUGUCUUGGCAGCUCUUUGUUUUCAUCCCAUGAACAGUAACAACGUUUCUUCAGCAUGUUUGGCUAGUCCCUCCUUUCUUUAAUUGUUCCAUGGCUCCAUUUUUCUUUACUGGGGAAUCACUGGUUUACUUUACACUGAAGCCCUGUGCGCUUCUGUGUGAACAUUUUUGAGACACUAAACAAAUUGAACUAAGUCUGUUUUGGCUUGAAGAAGGAUGGAUAGAGAAUUUUGUUCAUCCAGUAGCGCAGUUUGUUUGGGAAUAUGGAAAGACGGUCAGAGUUUGUGUCUGUAUGAGCCUGUUCAACUAAUCUGUAGUCCAGGAUUAGAUUCACAAUGCCUGUAGAGCAUUUCUUUAUGAAGAACAGAUGCGUCAGUAGAGAAGCGGAUAAAAAGAUUGAAGAACGUUUAUGUGUGAAGAACGUUUAUGUGUGAAGAACGUUUAUGCGUGAAGAACAGAUGCAUCUCCAGAAGAACCCCUUUUGGUGCAAUGUCCAUCAGAAUGAGAUUGAUAUUUGCUGAAAGAAUCAUCACUAAGGCAGUGUCUCGAGGAAUGGUCCAAGGUGUUACCUCACAGGGGAAUUGUCUCAAGAAGUUUUGAAUGUUUGAAAGAUGUACUACAAGAGGACUUGGGUGUACACACCCUUGGACUGAUCUGGGUCCACCUUUAUAAAACUUUGUGAGUCUGUUUCAUUGCAACAUUUUUUUUGUAAAUGGGGCUGUAUAGGUCAACAGGACUUGAAGCCACCAGAUUAACAAGAAACGUGUGGCAAGAGGAGAUUAGCAAAGUUUCUGUGAAGUUAGGUUGAGGAAAAUAUGGAUUAUAACAGGCAAUGUCAUGUGAUAGAAAUGGCUGAUUGGCAUUAAAGGCAAAGAAAAUGCUAGAAUGACAUAUAUUGCAGAUGAAAGACCAUUACACACUC